CCCCGAUUCCCCUACACAGUAAAUUCAAGCUUAAUACCCCGUUGAACACCCUCGAUUCCCCCAUCCCUCAUUUCUUCCUUUUCCCGUCUAUCUGAUCGCGUCCUAUCUGAUCCGAUCCACAUUUGCCCUCCCCAUUUCGGCCCACGCAAAACGUAAUCCAGGACAGGGGUCAAAGUGUGAAGAGCAAGACGAGCACCGGCUAAUCAUCUAUCCAUCAUCCCUCGUCUCACGCGCAGUCGCAUAUACACGAAUACACAUCCUCAUCUUCACUUAUCCCUGCUGCCGACCGGCGACACUGGAUUUCGCCCAUCACAAAAUCUGCCACUGACGAGGCCGCCUAACACCAUCACCCGGCGUGCUUUCUCACGACACUUUGAGUCUCUUCGUUCCAUCGCAAAUUUCUUCUUUUAUCCUGCACGACCCCGAAAUGGGUCUCCCUCUCUUCGUUGCCCCCGUCGACUCCGACAUUGAGCCCAACUCACCGGAGAAGGUUCCUGAUGUACCGCCGCGGACUUCCAUUCGUAGGAGUCGUCGCCCGAACAACCGCGAGAGCCGCACCCUUCGCCGUCGCGCCGCUUUCCUCAGGGAAUCUUUCCCGACAUAUGACCUCGAGGCGCCGUCUAUCCGCUUUGCGCAGCCAUGGGAUAGCGCCGGCUUUCCCCCGCCUUCUGACCCGCCGGCCCGCUACCCCUGGAUAGAGUCCGGCCAGCCGCCACCCCCAGAAGCUUAUCGUUCCAACCCGGCCGCUCCGCGUCCGGCACAUGGAGCUCACAGAAGUGGUCGCACAGCACGUGCGCGUGUGGGAACCAGUUCUGAAAACCCCACCAUCGCGAGCCUUCUGGGGGACCGGUAUGCGGUGGUUCAGACAAGGACCAGCGUCAGUCCUCCACCGGAAGGGGCGCAACCGUCAAGCCGGUCGAGAUUGGUGUCCCGUCAUGCAAGGCCGGGCGACAUGGAUUUGUCCGAUGUCGAUGGAUAUCGUCGUGAUCGUAUCGCCCCCUCAGUAGCUGCUCGCUUUGACCGCAGCCCUGACCGAGGAUCCCUCGGAUCCCUCAGGUGGCUACAAUCCUCCGAGAGCUCAGCGUCCAGGCGAGAUCGGCUUUCUCGGGCGACGCACCGGCACGGCUCGCAUCGUUCUACCGGCCUGGAUGGACUCGGAGACCGCACGAGGAGUUUAAGCCCCGAGGUCUGGGAUACCCUCCUCACCACGCUCACCCCCGAUCCUCAGCCGCCUAGUGUGGAAUCGUCAUUCACAUCGGCCUCAGCUUCCGCCUCUGCCUCCACGUCUCAGCACCAGGGUGCCGCAACAUCAUCCCGGACCUCGUUCCCCAUACCAGACAUGGCGUAUGAUCAUGUGGGGGAACAUCCUUGUGAGAACUCGGACAGUGAAUACGAUGAGCCCAUGGGUGCGAUGUUUGACGGCUUGGAUCGUCUCGAUAUGUCGUUUGUCGACUUCCCGGUCCGUCGCGCACGACGUUUAUUCAUCCCUUCAAACGCCCAUGACAGCGAAAUGGAGUGGGAGGCGGCACGUCGGGCAGUGGUCGCCCGGCUCUGGCCGAGUGAACCUGGACGAGGGUACCUGGACGAGUGAACCUUUGCACGAGAAGCUCAUUGUAUGCGUGCUGGCAGCUGGACCCGAACUUGUUGUACACGUUAUGAUGUCUGUAUUGGAUACCUUAGAUGCAGGGAAUAUGCUGGAGAAGACGACAUGAGUGUCCUCUACCGCGUUAUACUGCGCCCUCACCAUAGAAGGAUAAUGAAUCUCCAACUGUCCGGAUGCGGGUGCUAUCCGGGCUAGGAUGCCAUUGUUGCUGC
This is a messenger RNA of Sodiomyces alkalinus F11, 1815 nucleotides long. RefSeq lists its product as hypothetical. The transcript has 3 exons. Bases 428 to 1591 code for a protein of 387 amino acids. The record is from RefSeq and is a predicted model, not a curated record. NCBI's taxonomy places the organism in Eukaryota, Fungi, Ascomycota, Sordariomycetes, Glomerellales, Plectosphaerellaceae.